Exophiala xenobiotica is the source of this 1289-nucleotide messenger RNA. RefSeq lists its product as uncharacterized. Bases 132 to 1106 code for a protein of 324 amino acids. Gene Ontology annotation, molecular function: phosphoric diester hydrolase activity. The transcript has 2 exons. Gene Ontology annotation, biological process: lipid metabolic process. The record is from RefSeq and is a predicted model, not a curated record. Lineage: Eukaryota; Fungi; Ascomycota; Eurotiomycetes; Chaetothyriales; Herpotrichiellaceae.
GCCUAAGAAAGAGCACAUCAUAGCAGCUCAAACAAGGGUAUAAGCUGCUAUCAUAUACAUAGCAGCUUAUACCCUUCCUCGACAACCUAGAGUUUUACCAGUCUUCGUCGCCCGUCCCACAUUGAGCCACCAUGAUCUCUUCAUUCGUUGCUGCUGCCAUUUCUCUGGCUUUCAGGGCCACCGGGAUGCCGUUGCCAUCAUCGGCUACUGCGGAAGGCCUGGACAUUUCGACGACGCUGCAAAACAUCCUUUCAAACACUCAUAACAGCGAUGCAUACACCUAUCCUACCGAUUUGACGAGGGGAAUAAUUCCUAAACCGAUUCACUCACACAACGAUUACUGGAGGGACAUCCCAUUCUACACGGCCUUGUCUGUAGGCUGCGUUUCAGUCGAAGCCGAUGUCUGGCUGUACAACGACACCUUAUACGUCGGGCACGAACAAUCCGCCCUCACUCCGGCGCGAACGUUCGACAGUCUGUACAUCCAGCCGAUCCUGGAUACCCUGCAUCGCGAAAAUCCAACCACGCAGUUCGUCAGCAAAGCAACCAAGAACGGCGUUUAUGACACUUCGUCGGGCACCACGCUCUUCCUGUUCGUGGACCUCAAGACCGAUGGUCCAACGACUUGGCCCGUCGUGGUCUCCCAGCUUCAACCGCUCCGUGAUGCAGGUUACUUGACCACAUUCAACGGCACGGGCAUCACCCCGGGUCCAGUGACGGUGAUCGGGACGGGGAACACGCCGUUGAACCAGGUCCAGCCCAUCCAAAACCGGGAUUACUUCUUCGAUGCCAACCUCGCGUUGCUGAGCACGACUCAGUCCAACAUUACAGCGUUUGUAAGUCCUGUUGCAUCAACACAGUUCAGCAAGUACUUCGGCACGAUCAACGGGACCACGUUCAAUGAUACUCAGAUCGCUACAUUGAGUCAGCACCUUGCCGUGGCCAAUGAGAAGGGAAUCCUGGGCCGAUACUGGGACACUCCUGCCUGGCCGAUUGCGACCAGAAACGCGGUCUGGUCGACGCUCAUCGAAGCAGGGGUUGGCUUGCUGAACGCAGAUGACCUACCGGAGGCGGCGGGCUAUGGCGGUGUCAAUGGAUACUGGUGAAAGGUUGGAUUUGGAAAUGGUCAAUGAGGAUCCAUUUGCGGAACAAGUCGAUUGAGCGAGAUCCCAUCAAAAGCCACAUAGAGACAUUCGAGAGAUACAUGAGAGUCGACCUGGAAUAAUAAAGGGGCCCGCCGUGCCUCACGGGUUGCACAUAAUAGAAUUAAAUAUCGUCUAAUGAACGAG